Molecule: messenger RNA, 987 nt
Organism: Bipolaris victoriae FI3
Lineage: Eukaryota; Fungi; Ascomycota; Dothideomycetes; Pleosporales; Pleosporaceae
Exons: 1
Coding region: 1-987 (328 amino acids)
Source: RefSeq, a predicted model, not a curated record
AUGCAACAAACCAACGCUCGCUACCGCUGCAUCGGCAAAGGCUUCUGCGGCAGUGUCUGGACCCUCGAAGACAGCACCCGCCAAACCGCCAUCAAGCGCGAAGACGGCGGACCAGGCCGCUCCGUCACAAACGACUACAACAUGCAUGUCAAAGUAGUCGAGAGCACGCAGCAGCACCAGCCCCUCUCCACGCCCCUCUGCAUACCGCAAUGCCAGCGACUCAUCCAAGCCAGCGACCCCUGGUGGCACACGAGCCUCGCCCAAUUCCCACCGGGCUACUCACCAUGCAGAGCCCUAGCCUCGGAGCGCAUCCCCAAAGUCCCCCGGUCCACCGGCGACAAACUCGUCGAUCUCUUCUGCGCGGGCAACACGUCGCUGAGCGAGUUUGUCAAGGGAAACCCAGACGACGACGCUUGUCUGAUUCGACCGUACCUUGGUCGCCGGCGGCGCCACAGGCAAGACGGAGCUAGUCAAUCGCGCUUUCAGCGCUUCAGUCUGCGUAAUGUGCCGUUGCAUGUUGAUCAGAUGGAGGUGCUGGGGUUGGACGUCAGGGCGUAUGCGGGAGCCAUGGCGGAAGCGCUUGCGCUGAUGCACUGGGGUGCGAGAAUCGAUGCGAAUGAUGUUGAGUUUGUGCUGGCUCCUCCGCGCGCAGGGCAUGCACCUACCUUCGAGUCGGAGUAUCUGGGUGUUCACUGCAUGUGGAUUCUCGACUUUGACUGUUGUCGUCCGAUUCAGAUUGAUGAGACGGGCGUUGAGCAGGCUUGCGUCGCUUUCUACAAGAACGAUCCUUUUUAUCCCAAGCCGGGGACUGGUGAGGCAGCUGAUGAGGAGCUUUGGGCGCUGUUCAAGGAGAAGUUCCUGGAAUCUAGUCACAGGAUCAUGGGGGAAGCGAGUCAGGAGAAGUGGUUCCUUGCUGAUAUGUUGGUGGAGAGGAUUGAAGAGGAGGGUCGGUCGAGGAGGAAGGAUAAGGAGGCAGGGGCUUCUUAG